This is a messenger RNA of Penicillium chermesinum, 1638 nucleotides long. RefSeq lists its product as uncharacterized. The transcript has 2 exons. The record is from RefSeq and is a predicted model, not a curated record. NCBI's taxonomy places the organism in Eukaryota, Fungi, Ascomycota, Eurotiomycetes, Eurotiales, Aspergillaceae. Bases 1 to 1638 code for a protein of 545 amino acids.
AUGUUGCAUGAGAAACUGAACUCCUUGCUGCCCAUCAGGGGACUGUGGGAAGCCAUGCGUAUCGGCGUGCUGCAUAAAAUCACGGCGAUGCAUUGCGACGAGGCCAUCUGCUGUUACUGGGAUCACAUUUUGCAGACGUUUUUGAGGAUUGUGGGAGGCCAAGAGCAGCUGCUUCCCUUCAUUGAUGGCGUGACGGUGCAGUUACUUGACUCCCGUGUCCCACAGGUUUCCGCGAGAGACCGCCGAUUCCUCCAGAAGAAAAUGGACGAUGGCAAGCUUUUUCCCAAUGUGGAAGAUCGAGUUCGCGAGGAGAUUUGGCGCAACCUGAUUGAGGUCGCCCACCCUAUCCCCACGCUACGAACGUUCUUCAAAGACCGUGUCUACCUCGAAGUGGCCCAGAGCCUCUACAGCUUAUGGGAUACUGCUGUGCCGAUGCCAAUGGCGAUGCGAGAGGAAUGCCUUAAACCCGAUCUUCUGGAAUUCUGGCGCUUCUGUUUCCAAUACGGAUUCGAGAUGACCGACCACCGCCGCUUGAAAACAUAUCACCUGCAUGAUGGAGAGCAGCCACCACUCAACGGGGGGGAAGCCGUGAUUCCGAGCGAAUCGGAGUUGUGGGCGCACUUUUAUGCUCUGAUGAGAGCACGGGGCUUCAGGCCGCAGGAUGGGAGCACCAUCGCAAAUCCCACCGUACCGCUACCGGUCCUGUUACCUUGCGAGUACCCCUCGGACCCGGCCGAAGAAAUCGAACCGGCCAAGCGAUGUGGGAAACCGUAUAGCGCAUCCGCUGCUGCGGACCGGUUCGCUUUGACGGCUGCAAUGGUGCAGCAACAGUCGGUGCCUGGGCGCGUCACUGCGGGAUUUCUUCGCCGUACAGUCUUCGACGCCUUCUUCGGCUACCUAAAGAGCCCAGGUAAUCGUCAAGAUCAAUCCACGUUUGAGCCCCAGCCCGGGCCAACAGAGGCGGAAGUAGAAGGCCAGGCAGAUGCAAGCAGCGAGGCGAUCCUGCCGAACGAAGGGAACUCAGCAUCCCACGAAUCGACGAACAAUGUGUCGCAUGCAGGGGGUGUUCUGCCGGGGACGGAUCUCCUCAGCGAAUCUGCUGGCUUGUCGACGGUCUCGAAUGAUUCCCCGUCGCACCCAGUCGUCGUCAAUUUCAAGUUCCUGGGGCUCCCUGAGGACCAAGAGCAACGGACGAUGGAAUUCAAUCCUCAAUGGAUCGGUGAACUCGGCAACAGUCUCGAUGAAUACUCCCUCCGGCUAGUGGACCCCCUCACUGAGCGCUCAGUCCCACCAGGACGCAUGUACGACUUCUGGCAAAGUUCCCCGGGCUCGGAACUCGACGCCAGACCCAGCAAUGGGAAUGACGUGGCACUACACACCGAUAACGCGAGGAAAAGGGGAUAUCGAGAGUGCUUUCCUGACGGUGAUCCAUACGAUGAUCCGCACGCGAAAGCAAGAAGAUUCAUCCUGGGGCACCCAGGACUACAAUCAGCACAACGAAGCAAAAGGCCCUAUCCAAGGAGAACAAACCAUAACCCGGGGCGGGUCGUUAAUAGGUUCGAUGGAGAUCUGAGCGUUCCCGCCUUUACUCUCGAUCCCGUCCAGUCAAUGUCCAAUUCUGGAGUCUACGGCCCGUGA